Molecule: messenger RNA, 1721 nt
Organism: Macadamia integrifolia
Lineage: Eukaryota; Viridiplantae; Streptophyta; Magnoliopsida; Proteales; Proteaceae
Product: homeobox-DDT domain protein RLT2-like
Exons: 3
Coding region: 744-1490 (248 amino acids)
Biological process (GO): regulation of transcription by RNA polymerase II
Molecular function (GO): DNA binding
Source: RefSeq, a predicted model, not a curated record
AAGCAACUUUUGAUCCAUCCGAAUGGAAUCUUAAUUGGGUUGGGAACCAUAAACGACGCGGUGGAAAAAUAACAAUUCUCGUCUCGUUAUGGAAAACAAAGUAUCAAGAAGAGCUCAUAAAGAUUUCAGAACGAACGAAUAAGAAAAGCAAACAAUUGGAUUCGUGAAUUGCUCAAUCCCUCGUCCGGUUUCAAAGCAUCUUACCCUUUUCGGUUUUGUUUUAAUCCAACCGAGAAAAGGCUGACUCUUCCUUUAUUUUUAUUUUUUUAAAUUAAAAAAAAAAAUCCUCACAACUCGUAACGUUGUGGAAGAAAGAUGGAAGAAACGAGAGAGACUGUUCGAUGUUUCUCUUUCUUCAUCACCUGUUUAAUUCUUAGUUGUUCAUCAUCAUUAUCAUCAAUCUCUCACACUUUUUGUUUUCUUCUUUUCUUAUUAAAAUUAUUAUUGUUGCUAUUAUUUGCUCUUCCUAAUUCUUAUUAUUCCUUUGGUUAUUAUUAUUUAUCGCCCUUAUUCUUUCAUCAAAUCUCACCGCACAUCUCCAAAAAAAACUCUUUUUUUUUUCUUUUGUAUUUCUUCGCUAUCAAGUUCAACAUCAACAAGAAUUCACAUUCCUAAAACAUUUCCAAAACCAUAUACGGAUGCCUUGACCCAUUCUUUCUUUUUACCCUUUUCAAACCCUAGUUUCCUGUUUUUGUUACCUCCAUCUCGAUUGCUAGGGUUUGAUCGAUUCUCUGCUUGUUCCAAUGGAGGCGGGUUCAGCGGAAGGAGACAAGAAGAAGCCUCCCGAAGGUGGGGAGAUCAAGUCGAAGCGGAAAAUGAAGACGGCAUCUCAGUUGGAGCUUCUGGAGAAGACCUACGCUGUGGAGACGUAUCCGUCGGAGGCUGUGAGGGCGGAGCUGUCGGUGAAGCUGGGACUGACGGAUCGACAGUUACAGAUGUGGUUUUGUCACCGGAGGUUGAAGGAUAGGAAGACUCCACCUGCGAAGCGGCAGAGGAGAGAUUCGCCGGUGAUGCCUCAGCAGACUCCGGUGGCGGGGGAUGAAAUGAUGAUGGUUGAACCGGGGAAUGAGCCUGGGUCAGGGUCCGGGUCAGGGUCGAGUCCGUUUGGACGGGCUGAGGCUCGGAAGGUGGUUGUUGCCCGACCUUCACCACCAACUCCUCAGCCCAGGGUGACUUCUGCUGAUAUGCCCAUGAUUAAGAGGUACUAUGAGCAUCCACAGUCGAUAAUGGAGCUCAGAGCCAUUGCUGCUGUGGAGGCACAGUUGGGAGAACCAUUGAGGGAAGACGGUCCAAUUCUGGGAAUGGAGUUUGAUCCCUUGCCACCAGAUGCAUUUGGUGCGCCUCUUGUGGGUCAGCCAAAGCAAGCUGCACGGCCUUACGAUGGCAAAGUAUAUGAGCGACAUGAUGCUAAGUCAUUCAAAGUUAGUUAUCUAACUUAUUCUUUCUUGUCCUGUUGCGUUCUUAAUAUAUGUAUGGAAACGUUUUUAUGAAUUCAAAAUCUAUUAAAGGAGGAAAGGAAUGGGAUUGUAUGUGUGUGAACGGGCAUGUGUGUGUGUGUGUGUGUGUCCAAGGGUGGUGGUGGUGGAAUGCAACUCACUGCCUUUGGGUUGUUGGGCCUCUCUAAUUUUUUGGGAAACUUAAUACCCCUUGUGUAUUAUGAAAGAAUGGAAAACGAACAUCAGAGGAGCCCACAAUACCCCAACAAAAAGACUUUUAGAAUU